Molecule: messenger RNA, 2838 nt
Organism: Lodderomyces jiufengensis
Lineage: Eukaryota; Fungi; Ascomycota; Pichiomycetes; Serinales; Debaryomycetaceae
Gene: PIKA
Product: 1-phosphatidylinositol 4-kinase
Exons: 1
Coding region: 1-2838 (945 amino acids)
Biological process (GO): phosphatidylinositol-mediated signaling; phosphatidylinositol phosphate biosynthetic process
Cellular component (GO): cytoplasm; membrane
Molecular function (GO): 1-phosphatidylinositol 4-kinase activity
Source: RefSeq, a predicted model, not a curated record
AUGUCUGAGAAUGAGGAAUUGAGAAAGCAAAUUUACUCCCCUCAGCUUUCCUUAUUACAAUGUAUAAAUCUACUACGAGAGAAUGGUAAAAAUAUUGGAGUUCAACAUGCGUUAGUUCAAAGAUUACACUCGUAUUCUUAUGAUGAGUUAGAAUUUUUUAUACCACAAUUUGUUCAACUUCUUGUCACCUUUGAGACUGACUCAAUGGCUUUGGAAGAAUUUUUAUUAGGUUAUUGUUCAAGAUUUCCUCAUUUUAGUUUAAUAGUGUUUUGGGUACUUCAAGCUUUUUUAUUUGAAUUGAGAAAUGAUCCAGCUUCGUGGGCAUUUCAAACUGUUCGGAAAUUUAUAAAUAAAUUACAGAGUAUUUUGUUUAAUGUGGAGGAUUUAAGUUCAAAAAAUUCAGAAUUUAGAGAAAAUUUACAGCCAGCGUUAGUAUUAUGUGGGGCAAUUGCGUCUUCUUUUGCUUUACCAAUACUUAAUGAACAUGUAGCUCCAAUUAUCAAAUCCCAAGCUAAACAGCAAAAAUCACUCGUUUUCAAACUAGCCAAUUUUCAAAAAAAUUUGACUAAAAAUUUAACUAUGAAGAAUCAAAAAAUCUCGACGGAAGAACAAAACAAGGAUGGUGACGAAAAUCUAUUACAACUUAGUCAAGAGAUGAAAAACCUUCAGACAAGCAGAAUAAAUAGACAAUCUUUAGUGAUCUUUCUGCCAGAAGAUUCUGAAGCUUAUACAACAGAUGAGGAUGAUCAAAGAUCACUGUACAAGAAUGGUUCUCCAAAAGUAGGUGUAUUUGCAGAUGUGGAUGGCAACUUGAAAGUAAACACUGUCAUAAAAUCCAAGAAAAGUCGAUUAAGACAAGAACAAUCAUCAUCAAAACCUUUAGACCUAUUAAAAUCAAAAGAAUUAAAUAGAAGUUCCCAGUCGUUACCUGACUUGACACAUACUUGGUCAAGACCUGAGAUUUUGUCCACAGAAUCAGAGAUGUCUUUACAUAUAAUGAGAAAUUCAACAGAUACUCAAUCAAAAAAGGUACAAGCACAAAUGAUGUCCUCGAAAUCAAAACUGUAUUCGGAAUUAUUAAAAAUUCUACGAGUAAAUUAUUCAAAAAAAGAGACGGAAUUUAUCAUGUCACUUCAGGAUAUUUCAUUAAGAAUGUCACAGGUUCCGAAAGCAGCUAGAGUUUCCGCCUUGAGAGCUGAAUUGUCAAUAAUAAAUGAAAACUUAUUACCUUCAGAAAUUGACAUUCCUCAAUUAUUACCAAUUACAAGUAAGAAAAAUAAAAAAUUUCAUCAAAUUUUAAAACUAAAUAUCAAUGAGGCUUGUGUUUUGAACUCAGCAGAAAGAGUACCUUAUUUGUUACUUAUUGAAUAUUUAAGUGACGAACUUGAUUUUAAUCCUUUUACAGAAUAUAACCAAAACCUUAUUAAUUCAAGAUUACAAACCUCAGAAUCAAAACGUAGCUAUGAGUCAAAUAAUACAGAUGACGAGUCCUUUUCAAAUGACAUGAGGGGUAUAUCAUCUAUGGAAAAAUUACCAGAUAUGCUACAUGAUGAAACUGAUUUGGGUGAAUUGCCCAUGCUUGGUUCAAGAAAUGUCAGUAGAGAUUGGACACAAGUAAAAUCCGAAAAUGAUUCAAGAAGGUCAUCACUGGAUGAUGAUAAAAGUAGCCGCAUUGUAACACCCGUUAUUUCAAGUACAGCAGAUACCCUGGUUCUAGCGGAUCAAACGAGAAUUGCAUCAUUGAUGCUUCAGCAAUUGGAAAGUUCAGGACAAUCAAACACUCAACAAUUUAUAGCCAUAAAAGAUAGAAUAGUGAAAUCAAUGAUAAGUCUACAAGAUCAAUUUGAAACAAUUGAUUAUGAGAAGAUGAAAGAAUUGAAAACCGAUGAACAAGAUGCUGGUCAAAGAAAAUUAGAAAAUGAUUUCAAAAUAAGUGAAGAUUGGAAUGCAAAAAAACAAAGAAUUAGAAAGGCAAGUGCUUACGGUCACUUAAAAAACUGGGAUCUUUGCUCGGUUAUUGUUAAAAAUGGAGAUGAUUUACCUCAAGAAUCUUUUGCCUGUCAACUAAUAACAAUGAUUUCCAAUAUUUGGAAAAAGCAUGGAAUUACUUAUUGGACUAAGAAAAUGAGAAUUUUAAUCACUAGUGCAAAUGCUGGAUUAGUAGAAACAAUCACCAAUGCUAUGUCAAUUCAUUCUAUAAAAAAGUCCUUAACAGAACUCUCAAUUGCAAGUGGCCAGAACGCGAGAGGCAGAAUAUUUACUUUACAAGAUUAUUUUGAGAAAUUAUUUGGUGAUUCAAAUACUCGUAGAUAUAAAUUAGCUCAAGAGAAUUUUGCAAAAAGUUUAGCUGCUUAUUCUAUCAUAUGUUAUGUAUUACAAAUUAAAGAUAGACAUAAUGGUAAUAUUAUGUUGGAUCAUGAAGGUCAUAUCAUUCAUAUUGAUUUUGGAUUUUUAUUGGGAAAUUCACCAGGUUCAAAUAUUGGAUUUGAAGCUGCUCCGUUUAAAUUGACCUCAGAAUAUGUUGACUUACUUGGUGGUCUUGAUUCGGAAUUUUAUAAAUUAUUUGUUCAAGUUUGCAAAGAUUGUUUUAAAGUUUUAAGAAAAGAAUGGAAUCAAAUUGUGAGUAUAGUACAGUUAAUGCAGAAAGAUUCAAAUCUUCCUUGUUUCAACAAUGGAGAAAAUACUAGUAUAUUGUUGGAACAAAGACUUCAACUACAAUUACCGGAUGACUUGAUUGAUCAAUUUGUUGAGUAUUCGCUCAUUAAUAAAAGUUUAAAUAGCGUUUAUACAAGGUUGUACGAUCAAUUUCAAAUGAUUACUCAGGGAAUAUAUAACUAG